AUGCAGCAGGAAGAGCAGAAAGGUUGCAUGCCAUACCACAAGUGCUUAACCAGAUCGUUUACAAUCGCCUCAUGGGACAAACUUGGAAGGGACCUAGACAGAAAAUUGGCGGAGAAAGAUCUGCGGCUAGGAACUAAAGCCAUAUGGAAACUAGUCAAAAAUUGCUUAGUAGAUGACGUGUGUAAGGCAGCAGUGGUAGGAGGUCAGACCGUACUCGAGGUGGUCCAGGAUGGGAUGUCAGAAACUGAACGUAGUGAGAGAUUAGGCACGUGCAAGAGAAAGGACGUCCUGAAAAAGAAAAAGAGCCCUCCCGAACGAAAGGUAGAUAAUAGAAAGCUUCUGCCGCGGCAGUCGCCAACCGUGCCCCCUCCGUAUGAGGCGCGCUCUUGUGCAUUCUCCUUAGUCCCCGAUAGGGUGAGAAGGAAGCUGCGCAUGAUGUUCCCAGUCUUUGAGACGCAGGAGGGUGAGCGGGUUCAUGCCCCAGUCGAAUAUAACCAAAUAAAAGAGCUGGCGGAGUCUGUCAGAAAGUACGGAGUUACAGCCAAUUUCACCCUAACCAUUCUUGAAAGGCUGGUCCUAAAUUAUUUGACACCCGCCGAUUGGCAGAUGAUUGCAAAAGCGACCCUUGUGAACAUGGGCCAAUAUAUGGAAUGGAAGGCCCUUUGGUAUGAGGCGGCUCAAACACAGGCCAGAGCUAAUCCCACGGCGUUAACGCCUGAGCAGCGAGAAUGGACGUUUGAACUCUUGACAGGACAGGGUCGCUUCGCAGCAGACCAAGCUAAUUACCAUUGGGGCGCUUAUGUUCAAGUCUCCAGCUCGGGCAUUAAGGCCUGGAAGGCACUCACCAAGAAAGGAGGGGCCGAUAAUCAACUUACUCGUAUCAUCCAGGGACCUCAGGAACCAUUCUCAGACUUUGUAGCCAGAAUGACAGAAACUGCGGGACGAAUAUUUGGCGAUGCGGAGCAAGCAGCACCUCUUAUAGAACAGCUCGUUUUCGAGCAAGCCACCCAGGAAUGCCGGGCAGCUAUAGCCCCCAGAAAAAAUAAAGGAUUACAGGACUGGCUCAGAGUCUGCAGAGAGCUCGGCGGGCCCCUUACUAACGCGGGCUUGGCGGCCGCCAUUCUCCAGUCCCAGCCACGCCCCCUUAAAGGGACAGAUACAAGAUCAUGUUUUCAAUGUGGAAAAAUGGGCCAUUUAAAAAGAGACUGUAGGAUAACCAAGGGAGACAGGAGGCCUGCAACUAUCUGUGUCCGAUGUGGCAAGGGCUACCAUAGGCCUGACCGGUGCCGCUCAGUGAGGGAUAUUAAGGGCAAACUACUCCCUCCCUUAGAAGCUCAGCCUAAUGAGAUGUCAAAAAACGGAUCGUUGGGCCCCCAGUCCCAGGGCCCUCAAAGAUAUGGGAACCGCUUUCAGAAAGCCAUGACCCUGACAGAGGAGACUCCCCAAGAGGUGACACAAAACUGGACCUGUGUGCCGCCUCCGACUUCUUUCUAAUGCCCCAGAUGGGCAUUCAGCCAAUUCCUGCUCAGACUGUGAGGCCUUUGCCCCCAGGAACCAUAGGCCUUGUCCUUGGGAGAGGAUCUCUCGCCCUACAAGGACUGAUAGUCCAUCCAGGCCUUGUUGAAGCUCAGCACUCUCUUGAUAUUCAGAUUCUUUGUUCAA
Messenger RNA from Rattus norvegicus (Norway rat), 1662 nucleotides. NCBI's taxonomy places the organism in Eukaryota, Metazoa, Chordata, Mammalia, Rodentia, Muridae. The record is from RefSeq and is a predicted model, not a curated record.